This is a messenger RNA of Lingula anatina, 27934 nucleotides long. RefSeq lists its product as uncharacterized. The record is from RefSeq and is a predicted model, not a curated record. NCBI's taxonomy places the organism in Eukaryota, Metazoa, Brachiopoda, Lingulata, Lingulida, Lingulidae.
AUCAGUCAGGAUGAACAUGUUGACAUGUGGACUUUGCAGGGCCAGGAAGAGUAAAAAGAUAAAAAGGAGUGAACUACAAAUCCUUCAAAAUGAGUGCAGAAAAGCGGAAGAGGAGCGGUUAGAAAAAGAAGAGGAAAUGUACAGGCGUCAUGAACACCACAAAGCGGAAUUGAAUCAGCAGCAGAGGUUAAUAAGGCUGAAGACGGAGGAGUUGGAGAGACUGCGACUGAAAGCCCAAGACCAGAUUGCAGAAGCCACAAGAAAACUGCAGCAGGAAAGAGAUGAACAUCGCAGACUCAUGAAUGAAGAACUGCAGCAUUUAAAGGAGUUACAUGACCAGAGGUUGCUACACAGUCAGGAGUUGGCCACUCAGACUGAUUCCAGUUGUGGGGAAUUUGCCGUCCAGACAGAAUCUCAAGCUUCACACAUCAGUAUCCAGACUGCUUCUGAUGAGCCACAAGAGCUAAAACCCACUGAUAUUACACAUUUCAAAGAGGACACAGUUGAGGGAAGAUUGAAAGACCUUGCUCAGAGAGAACUCAUCCUGAGGCAUUCUGAGAUGGAAAUUGAACAGGACAUUCAUCAGCAAGAAAAACUUUUACAAGAGCAGCUGGAAUUGGAGAAUCAGCAUAUCAAAUUAGAAAAGCAAAAACUCACAGAAAUUGAGGAAAGCUAUAAAACUCAGGAUGUCAGAGAAUUGGAACAGCUUUCUGAACAGUAUGUUGAUGAGAGAAAACUGCAGAGCAAGAAACAUCAGUUGGAGGCGUAUCUUGAAAGACACACACAGACUUCAUCUGAUGGGGAUGAAACCCGAGCUGGAGCGUCUGUUACAGUGCAAGUGUUGAAUGCAACUCCCAAGAUACGAACUAGGCAGUUUAUUCACGAAUCUAUGCAAACAGAUAGUUCUCUGUCAUUAUUGUCUCCCCAAGACUCAAGUUGUGAGACGCUAAGUAAUCAGUUUGGGGAAUAUGUAUCAAAGUCCACUAAUUCUCUCUCCAGCUCCAAGUCUGGAGGAUCAUUGCCAAGUUUGCAUUUAAGUUCUGACAGCAGUGUCAAGGUGAAGAAACCCAAGUCAAGUGAUGGGGAAGAAAAGACUUCUGCUAAGCCAUCCAAAUCUUGGAAACUGUCUUCAAUGGCAGAACAGGUGACAAAAAGGUUAUACAAGGCACCUGCACAGGUGAAAAAAUUCUUCAAGAAGGAACACAAAAGAAAAUUGUCAAAAACGGGUGAUACUGAUGAUGAUAUUAAAGCCAAAACAUUGCCAAUUAUUCUGUCCAAAUCAAAAUCCACUUCAUUGACUUCUCCAAGAGGGGUUGAUGACUCUACAUCCCAGCAGAUGCCCCCUAGGGGUAGAGCAUCUAGCAUGGACUCUGGGUUAGCCAGGAGGCCUUCAAAGUCUCGAAGAGGCCUUGGGUAUGACUCGGUGGGAUCUCACAGACAUCCUAGGACUCCAAGCCCAGGGUUGGAUAGGAUGAGCUCAAGCCUUGCAAGCAUUCCAGAAAGACUCUCAGCAGAGGAGUCCAGUGACCAGGAAUUGAAUUCCUCCAUGUUUGACUCUAGUUAUGACAUGUCCGAUAGGUCCAGUCUUUUGAGUGCCUCUGGUCACGGACAGCAUCAUCAUCAUCAGGGGAUGAGAACGAGGAGCAGUUGUGAACUUCACACUCAGAACAGCUUUGAUGGAACAUCUGAUGGAGAAUUCCCUCCAAACAAACAGGAUACUCAGCCUUUGUGGAAAAUUUAUGAAUAUAGCCUGGUUAAAAAACAGUCAGAUUCAGAUGCAAAAGCCGACAGUUUUGAAAAUUUAGCACCUUGCCAUAGUGAGCCAGUCAUCAAAAGAAAGAAAAUCAGCAGUGAUGAUUCUGACUCCAAGGAAUGUCUGUUUGAGAAAAUGGAUGAGAGCACUGAUAGUGAUGGUAUAGUGAUAGAAGUGCAUCCUCAUGAGGAAUCGUCAUCUGAUCUUGAAAAACAGUCAGAGUCACCAUCAGAUCUCAACCAACACAAUAGACCAUCUGCAAGUGAUCUCAGCAAACACAUUCCAAAGACAUCUUCACCCAUUUCUGACCUACAGGAUAUUCCAUUCAUAGAUGAUGACAUUGUUCUAGGGCAAUUCGAUGAACCGCCAACCCAAUUAGAAAGUGAUAACCACACAGCGGGUACUGAAGUGACAACAGCACCAUCUGCAGUGAGCCCUGAGAGGCUAGGUAACAUUGAGUUCCAUGCUCAUCUGGUGAGAGGCCUGCAGGUGGACCAUGUUGCCAGAGCCUGGAGUGAUGAUAAUGUGGCUCAGAGGGUGCCUCUGCCAGUGGGUCACACGUACCAGACUUCAGUGCAGAGAGCCAUGGCUGUGGAUGCCACCUUCAGAGCCCGCAGUAAUGAGGGUCUGGUGGAGUCUUCCCAUACUAGGGGGACACAGGGCAGCACUCCAGACCACCAGAGACCGUCUUGUGAUAAUGUGACAGCAACCAGGAGCUAUGAGGGUCUCUCUCCUGUUAUACAUUCUGCUUGUGAUCAUUCUUUGGAAGAAAUAGGUGCAGGACCUGCAGCAAGCUCAGACAUUCCUCAAGACAAGUCAAGUUCUGUCAGUAGAGACACUGAGAGAACAGGCAGAUCUCAGAGCAGAGAGUCCACAGGGUCAACAGAACACAGGGAGAGGAGUAAAAGUGGUCCAAAAAUUGUCAAACCUGUGAUGGCCAAAGAAACCGUAAGAGGAAAGGUCAGAGAAGAAAGACCACGACCUUGGCAAGAAACUACUCCCACAAAAAAGACUCUCAAAGAUGGAGAGUCUGCUGACCAAGACAGAAGCGCACAGGAAAGUAGCCGAUCCAGAGCACGAAAGGAAAGACGGAAACCAUGGAGAGAAACAACACCUACACUGGAAAAGGAAGUGAGACAAGAAUCAGAGAGAUCGUCUGCUAGACAAGAGAGGCAUAGACCUUGGCGGGAAAGGACACCUCUUUCUAGAAAAGGUGCUUCUGAAAAGAGUGAGGAUUCAUCAGCAACCCCAACAUCAGCACAAAAGACCCCAAGAGAUCUGACGUCUGCAGACAGUGGACCAACUUCUGUCAGCCCUUCUCAGUCAGCUAAAACUGGUUCUAAAAGAGCCGUUACUCGGAAGGAAACUCCAAGUCCAAUCAGGAGGUCUGUAAUAUACAAGAGGGUCAAAAGGCGGAGUAACUCUGAUGACAUACCUGUGGAGUUUUACUUACCUGGUGGUAGCAGUGGUGGCGGUGAGAAUGAAGGAUCUCUCAGAGGCAUCGGAGGUGAUGCAGAUUCCAAAGAGAGGCGUAAAUCUGUCGACCGUACCCAUGAAAUUUUUGCCCGCAGUUUAAGGGGAGGUUCCAUAGAGCGAGAAUCAGACGAAGAAGGUCAAGUGUGCGAGAGAAAUGAACGCCGUUCAAGGACAAACAGCAGGGAAAGGCCUGGUUCUGCAGGGUCUAAGAGUCGAAGGAUCAUUGUUAAAGGAGAUCAGUUGGAUGAUUACUCUAAAGCUUUCGAAGAUGCCCUCUCUGAUGCUUUUGGAGAUAGUGAUGCUGCUAAGAAUGAAAUAGAACAGUCAGGUAGUGCCUCGGGUGUGGAUUCUUAUGAUAUCAAAGAAGAAGAUGAAUAUUCCGGUGACUCCCUUGAUGAAGAUGAGGAUGACCUUGGCAGGAAGUCAGAACCUGGGCAGGAGGAAUAUGGACUGAAUUUACAGCACCUCCAAGUACCACAUUCUGGCAGUAAUGCAUGUGUGUCAGUCGAGUCAUUGAAUGACCCACAAUUUAUCUCACAGGAUUCUUUAAAUCAUUCUCCUCGCAGUGGUAAAGAGCAAUUUGGUUCACGGGAUUCCAUAGAUGAAAAUCCAUCUCAGGGUUGUCUUCCAUCAUCUUCAGUCCCAGCAGAGCAACAGUAUCUAUCCCAAGAUUCGCUUACAGGAGAGACACCAGAGGGCUGCAAAACAGGGAUGCAAGAUGGGAGCAAACUUGAGUCUACUAUAAUGCCCAAGCAUGUAAAAUCUGUCACUGGUCAGAGACAAUCAGUUCCCAGCAAAAAAGUAAGCACACUGAAAGGUAAAGAAGGACAUUUUUCCGAUGACUCCUUAGACGAAAGGGAGAGAGAUUCUCCCAGUGAGAAUCUUCAUCAUGGCCGUGGAGCAGAAGAACUAGCUGAUGACCCAAUUGUUGAUGAGGAACAAGAGGCUACCAUUAGAAGUUUAAUGGCCAAACUGAAGGCAGAACCCAACAGUGUUUUCUCCAAUGAUUCCCUUGGAGAAGAAAUGGAUGAGGAAGAGCAAGUGGCCAUGUUGAGGGAAGCUCUCAGACAUCUUCAGAUGAGAAGCCAAGAAGGCCAGACACCCCACCUUUCAGCUGUCAAGAAGGCAAUCCGGCAACGUGCAACGCGCAAACAUGAGCGAAAAAUCGGUGAGGAGUCGGAUGACAAAGGCCUAUUAUCAGAUGACUCGCUCAUAUUGUCAGAUGGCAAAACCAAGACUUCUCCCAGGCCGGGCUCUGCAGGAACCAGAAGGCGGCGACGGCCGAUCCCAAAACUUUUCGACAGCAUGCGGUCCAAGCGUUCGAAGACCACCAGCUCUGAAGAGUACAUUACAUCUGAGAAUGACAGCAUAUUUUCGGAUGAUUCUUUGACUCAUUCUGAGGGCCGCACUGUAGACAGCAGCACACGCUCUGGAAGUCUUUCUCCUGUGAGAGGAUUGAAAGUAUCUGUGACCACAGAAACACAGACUGAGCAGAUACCCAACAGUUCUUCUCUAACAUCACCAUCUGACAAUAGGGGGCAGCACAUUCCAGUCUCCACAAAACUGGUAGACGAUGUCAUCCAUGAAGAACCAGAAGCUACACACAAAGUUAGAAAAUCUGGGAAACGCGUUGACAAACAACCAGAAAUGAAUGUAAAACAAGACAUGAGGGAGUUUUCGGGAGGAGAACAUUUCAGAGACCAAGAUAAUUCAGAUUCUCAGGAUGCAUCAUUAUUAACAGUCAAGUCACGAGACAGUUCUGCUGACAGAAACAGCAUAUAUGACAAUGUACCAGGUCCAUCUCGGGACAGGACACCAGAGAGGCUGAGAGAGUUAUGUGUGACACCCACUGAACUAUGGCAGAGUGGGCCUCCCAAGAGAGUCAGCACCGCACAUGUCACCAAAAUAGAAUUUGAAGAAACAAUAGUGGACAACAUGCUUAUAAUGGAAGGAACACAGACUGAAACAGCAUCAGUGAGCACUGAAGAAGGUCCCCAGUUAUUCCAUCCUACCUCAGCAGAAAAUGUGCAGACUUUACUGAAAAUGCCUAGAACUCCCUUGGAUCUUAGAGUCACUGAAAUUGAGUCCUGGAAUUCCCCCAUAGAGACUGAAUUCAUUAAUAGCAAAGAAACAUCAAAUCACAGCAGCAUGAACAGAACUGCCAAGGAAUAUGUUGCCAGUCCACAGCCCCACGAAGAUGUGUCAACUGGGUCAGAUAGCCCUACAGAGUUCACUGUUGCUCAUAAUAUUGCAACACCACACACUAAUAGAAUUCAGAAUGCUGACUCGGAAGCUCCAGGUGUUCCCCAGAGUUCAGUGCAUAAAAAUCGUCCUGCCAGGAUAACAGGGUUGACUAGGUCACAAGUGAAUGUUUGGACCAAUCAGGAAGUUUAUGCAGUGGAAAAGGGUCAUGAGGAGUUGCCUGAUGCUUCCUCUGAAUUUCCUACUCAAACUCGCGUUAUAAGACAGGCCAUCGACACCAGUGCAGAUUUGAUUCUUGAACCGAUGUCAUCUCCCAAUAGCAAUCAGCAGGCAAUUCAAGACGCCAUAGAGACCUCUGCUGACAUCACAAAAGAGGCUAUUCAAGGUCAAGAUGAAAAAGGAGUUAUAGAUACUCAUACUCCACUGAAUGUCAUGAAAGGUUUGACAGUAAAUGUUUCAGAAAUUGACCAUCAACCUUUAGUGCCAGAAAGGGAUUCAUCUGACUCUGCGUACAGUGAAAUGUCAAGUCCUCAGGGUACUCUAGAGAAAAGGAUUAGUUCAGAGACUAAUACCACUGACACAUGUAGUGAUGGGAACAGUGAAACCAAUCAUCAUCAGGGUAUAUCACAGAAGAGAUUACCGUCACUUUAUGAUAACAGUGAAACAAACAGAGAUUCCUUUAUCCAGAACGAUAAGGAUGCUUUAAGAGAUGGCAUGUCUCAGCAUGAUUCAACUGAGGAAGACCUGGCCCACAGAGAAAUAGCUUUUCCAUCCCAGCAUUCUUUAGAUGCUCUUUCGCAAGGUACAAGUGGCAUCUUCACGUUACAUGACUCAGAAACUACAUCAAACUUUUCUCACCCAUCUCCUUCUGAAACUCUAAAUAGGAGAUCAAUUUAUGAUAAUGCUCAAGAAGAGGUAGAUGUGCCUCUAGAUUUAACAGGUGCCUUAAGUUUUACUGGAACAUAUUCCAGUAUGGCUGAACCACACAGUGAGCCUAUGGAAAGAGAAAUCACCCCUGAAGAAAUACUAUCAUCAGUCACUAAUGUUGAGCUUGAACCUAGCAAAUAUGUGAAGCCUGAUAAAUUUCCUAGUCCCGAGAAAGUUCAGCUUUUACAAAGUAGAGAGUUGGAGGCAUUAAGACUUGCUGAAAAGAAGCCCAAAAGCUCUGAUGAGUCUUUGUAUGAUAAUGUGCCAAAAUCUGUAGAUUCUUCCUAUGAAAAUUUGAAGAAGAUAGAUAUCCAGAGUGCCUCACAGAAAAAUCCAGAUCAAAUGAUUGAACCCAGCAUUGUUACAGAUACUUGUGCAGAUUCAAAUGAUAAUACUGUAAACAAACGAGAUUUCAUACGUGAAAGGUCAGUGUCUGCUGAAAGUCUUUCCAGAACUGAUGAUAAACCAGUUGCUGCUGAAACCCGGUCAGUGGAUUCUUUUCUUGAUUAUGAAAAUCAGAUACGAGAACAACAAAUGGGUCACCUACAAAGACCUUUUGUGUGUUGUGAGACUUCUUCUGAUUCCAUGUAUGCUGAUGCAGAAGAAAGUUCAGUCUCUGAUGAAAUAAGUGCCCAAGAACUGCUACAUAAUAUCCCUAAUCUGGUGGCAACAUUUCAAACAAAUAUCACCAGUGAGCUUGCACAAGCAAUCCAGGAGUUACAGCAAGGUCCCCAGUGGAGUCCUAGUGUGACUCCAGAAAAUAUUCCGUCCUUGAUACCUGAUGCUCAGGAGGCUUUGCCACGUGACCAAGUAGUCCCUGGUGCUAGCUUCCAUAAUUUGACAGAAUCUGAACUUGGGCAUGUGUCUCCACAAGUCAUUCCAGCUAUUCCGUCCAGUGAUACCCUCAUAGUAACUGUCUCACAAAAUGAAGUGCCAAGUGUGAGUGAAUCUCCUAGCCAAACUACUGAAGACACAGAACAAUUCAAACAAGAGGGUGUUAGCACUAAAAUGGAAACUGAGCUACCUGCUCAUACAGAGGAUUUAAAACAUGGUGUGGCUUUCACCAAAGAUAUCAGUGUAGAAAAUGCAGAUGAAAUUGAUACAAAUUUUCCUGCUAGCCCUUCCCAGUUGCCAAAGCAUAUCUCUGUGGAUACCAGAUCAGUGGCAGAAAAUGUUUUAGAGGCUGAAAAUGCACCAGUUAUGCUGAAAGAGGACAGAUCUGAGAUCCAGAAUACAAACCCUGUAUUUACCAAACCAAAGCAAAACAAUGUCUCGGACGCGUUCAAGGUUCAGCCUCUGUCAGAAGUUAAGACACCUGAAGAAGUACGUCCAUACACCAGACCAAGGAGUGAAUCAAUUGGGGAAGAUAAAAACACAGAAGAUAAAAACAUCAAACCACCAUUGGCAAUUGGCAGCAACAUGACAGCUGUUGAGUUUUCGUCUCCUUGGUCUGAAGUUCCAAAGCUAGUCCCUGUUUGUACCAAACCAGGCAGUAAUACAGCAGGCAGUGACACUCUGGUAGUGCAGUCAUAUGACAUAGUGCCAUGUGACCCAGUGUCAGGUGACACAGUAUCAGGUGACUUAGUGUCAGGUGCCUCAGUGUCAGGUGACCCAGUGCCAGGUGAUCCAGCAUCAGGUGAUACAUGUACUUCUUUUGACGAGGAUUACCAGACUCCAUCGCAGUCUUCACUGAAAGAUAUGGUAUCUUCAGUGCUGUCUCUUCAAGAUGGUGAGAUGGCUGAAAGAGGUGAUGGUGGUAUAACAGCCAUUGAAUCCAUGCAACCCAUUGAGUCUAGCUCGUUUCCGCCAGUACCCCAGGGCAAGACCACUCUAGGUGUGAUGGGUAAUCAACCAGAGGAGCAGAUAUGGAAUACACCUGAAGAUGGCAAUGCACAAGGCAGUGGUGGAUGGUAUACCAAGCCAGUUAAUACAGACCAUUUAGGUGAAAUAAAACAUGAUCUAGAUGAACAAGAAGUGAAAAACUUUGGCCAAGAGUCAUGUCAAACUGCAGUAGAUGGCCAGAUGCCACCUGAAAGUAACACUUCUGAUUUGAACAAUUCACCAAAUAAUUUACAAACCACAGAAAUGAAUAAAGUGACAGAAGACAUGACACCAGUAUCACUUACACAGACCCAUGGGAAGCCAUUAGAAAGUGAGAUUAGAUCUAACAAAGCUGAGACAAACCAAGCAGGUGACACAGCCUUGGUUCCACUGCCUGCUAAAAAUUUUACAAAUGAGCCAGAAAGAACCGUGGGUACAGGUUGUCAUAUGGCACAGCUGACUCAGGCACAAGAUUCAGAUAGCAAAACCUUUCCUGCUGACAAAUUAGUAAUGCCAACAGAUGUAUUAGCUGCAAGUGAUAUAUCAGAAAACAAUACAGAAUCAGUAAGCUCUCUAAGUCCAGACAAAAAUGGAGAUCAUACUGAAAGAAUGGUGCUUGGUUCAAAAAUUGAUACCACUAUGCCUCAGGAAGUAACUGGUGUAGUAAGUCAAAGCGUGUUGGGAGGAUCUUCAAAGGCCUCCAUGCCUAGUCAGUUUAUGGCACUGAAUGAUGGAGCACUAAAAACACUUCCCUUAGAAGAAAGUGAGAAACGAACACGGAGUGCCAGAUCAGUGUCUCCUCAAGCAUCUGACAAACCAACAUCUUCAAGAUACCAUGAAAAGAAAAAGUCUUUGCCCAGAGAUAUUUCACCUAGAACAAGGUCAAGGUCUCCAAUUGAUCACACCCCAUUACAGCAAGGUUCGUUGCCAUCGGAGAAAAGUUCAUUGGGAAAAGAAGUUGACUUGAGUGGAGCAGAGGAUGACCAGGAGAUGGUGCUGUCACCUCCUCAGGUCAUCACUCCUGUUACAGCGGGGGAUAUGAAGGACCUGCCUUCCCCUAAUGAAGGGCAAGAUUACAACAACCAGUCUUCAUUGAAAGAUAUGGUGAUGUCAGUUUUAUCAAACGAAGAUGUCAAGGAGCCAAAUCUGCAUACAGAUGUAGAGACAGCUAUAAUUCAGCCAUCUUUGACAGAAUCUGUGGUGCAGAGAGAUGGCACAUCCCAGGCAUCUAAAAAGAAAGUUGAUCAUCAAGAAGAAGAGACAAGUGAAGAUUCAUCAGUUGAAGACCAAGGAGAGUUGGUGGCUGCUUCAGAUACACCUGUGAUAUCUUUCGUUAAACCUGCAUUUCAAGGCCAACUACUUACCACCUCUGAGGAAGCUGACGCUCCAAACAAAGACAUAGCACAUAUGACUGGAGAAAGCGACAAAUCAGUGGAAAAGCAGGCAUCAGAAAGUGACUCUGUCAGAAGACGUCCACUUUUACGCUUAGAAAAAUCUCAGUCCUCCAUAGCAGUACCAGAUUUAUUGGAAUCUGGCAUUGUCACUCCACGGGGCAUGUCUGUGGAUUCCUCUGAUGAACUCUCUUCUUCAUCAAGUUCUUCAUCUCUAGAUCUCAGUGGUCUGGAGGUGGAACAGGUGUCAUCCCCAAAGCAUUCUGUUAGUUCCCCAGGUGCAAAAUCUCCCAUUUCUAAAAAGAGGAAGACAUCAUCAUCAUCUAGUCAGAGAAGAGACAAAGCUGACAAUAGUAGCAGUGACAGUGGGGAUGAAUUUUUCUCUCGGCGCCAUGACAGAGGUGCCUCUGAUGUCCGUACUGAUCAAGCAAAGUAUAUUUCUCCUUUGCCUCAAACAAGAGGAAGAGUGCUUGGAAGAAAAGCAGAAAUAUAUGCCAGAAAGCAGAAACUCCAGCUUCAGGCUCCAAAAACCCAAACAGUUCACUCAGAAACUGUGAAGGGAAAGUUUUUCUCUGGUGACAUUAAUAAGGUCUCAAAAGAUGAUUUCAGUAUUUCAUCGCCAAGUGAGAAACCUAUAAAAAGGUCAAGAUCUGAAAGUCCUCAGAAAGGAAGAUCAGGGACUCCACCUUCUGAGAACUCGGAGAGUGAUCAUGAAUCAGAGUCCAGUGAUACCAGUGGGGAGUACUUUGUUCAAGGAGAUGGUGUUGCCCAUGACACCCUGGAGAGAAUAAUGGAGGAAGCUGAUGAAGAGAUUGGGGACUUUGAUGUUGUCAUCAAAGAUAAUUCUCAUAUUCUGAAGCAUUCUGCAAAACUGCAAGAUGCAAGUAAGGUCAAGACAAAGGGUGGUCCCUCUGAAAAACCAUGGCUAGAAUUUCAAGAAAAACUGAAAUCACCUCAGCAUAGAACCAAUAUCCACAGUGCAGAAGAUGAUAUACUGCAGCAGCUUGCCAGUGGAGUGAGAGUUGGAACAGAAGAGAUAGUUGAUGCCCACUUGAAGCUGUGUAUUAAGUACAUUCUUGAUGCCGAGAAAGUCAUUAUUGAAAGAGACCCAUUCAAGCGUAGCUUGUCCCAGGCUGACACAAGUAGAAUAGUGAUUGCUGACCCAGCAGUGCGAGAGCAUAUGGCGCGUCUUGAAGCACUCAUCAAUAAUCCUCAGUAUGAUUCAGACACGGAGGCAUGCAGUGACACUGAAAGUGUACUCAGUGUAAAGAGAGGUAAAACCUAUGGCAGCUGCCCACAGCUUAAUAAAGAUUCUGACAAUGAUUCUAGAUCUCAGUUGGACCUGUUGCAAUCACCAGAAGCGCCAUCAUCAAGGGAGCACAUUCCUGAAAUUGAAAAUGACAUGGACAUUUGUCAACCUAAUGAUGAAAAUCUUGCCUCCAGUGAUGGAGAAAGAGCUGCAGAAGCCCAAAUAACUCAGACUUUCCAUAGAACUGAUCCUGAUGUAACUAACAACAUGAAGCCAUCACCCGAGUUUCCUACCUCUGCUAUGAAAGAAGAUCAAGUCAGUUGUUGUGUAUCUGACUCUCCUUUGAAACCAGAAGCUGGUUCCAAAACUCUGCAUGAAGGUUCUGUAGAAAGGUCACUGGGGGCUUUGUCUCCAGUUACAGAAGAAGAUGUAGAAAAUGUACCAACACAGCAGUUUAGUUCACCUAAUAAACUAAGAUCGUUUUUGAAAUCUCAGGUGCAAAGAAUUCAAGGAAAUGCACCAAAAUCACCAACACAGGAUCUCAGCCCUUCUAUAGCAAGUGGACUGCAUAAUCCAACCAGUCAACCACCUUCUAAGGAAGAUGCAGACACAAGUUCAGAAGAUGAGAACAUGGAUGAUGGCGUGCCUGGGAGGCUUGGUGUUGCUAAGCAACUGUUACUAAAACAAAUAGCAGACCUUGCAUUAGCUUAUGCCAUUCCACAUGGUGAGAACUUCAGCUCAGAUGUCCAGACAGAAUCUGAAAAUCAUGCGCAAAAUGAAGAUAGCACCCAAGAUAACCCUAGGCAGGGCAGUACACUGGAAGAAGAAAUUGCUCCUAAGUCUAGUGCUUCACUUACACAACAUGUUGAUGAUCAUGCAACACCUGAAAACAUGGAGGGAAAUGACUCUAUUUUGGGUACAAAGGAGAAUAUGUCAAAUGUCAUUGCACAGAUUGUAAAGGAAAGAAACCGUGUCAGACAUGGUGACAGCAAGGACAGUGUUGAUCUCCAUGGCAACAUGUCACCAGUGCAUGAAACAAAUGCAAAAAGAAAUAGAUCGGGCAGUUUGGAUUCUGCAUUUGUAGAAUUACCCACCAAUGCAUUUGGCAAUGCUCUUGAGGUUAUGUUCCCGAAAUCAGAAAAUGACAUUCCUUUGGAUGAAAAUCUUGCACAAACAGAAAAGAAGGGAGACGUUCUGCUUGACAAAGUCAUUACACCAGAUGAUAAAUCAAGAGAAACAGAAAGCGGAGGAUCUUUUCAAAAGCAAGAUUUAGUGCCCAUUAACCAGCAGAUGCCACAGAAAGAUGUUAGUGAUUCUGGCCAGAAAAAUAUUGUACCAUUGGCAUCCAAGUUUCCCAGGUCUGCCUAUCUUGCGGAACCACCAGUGUCUCAAGAACCAGCCUAUGCUGUCACAGAAUCCACACAGGUGCAGUCUGUUGUACCAGCACUGAAACAAAUGAAAGACAGAGAAAUCCUGGAAAUUUCCAAAGCACUAGCCAGGGGAGAUCACCCGAGUCAGAUUCUCAAGGAGCACCUAUCAGAUAUGGAUGAAAAAACCUUGACCGAAUUACUGAGGAAAGAUCUGGAAAGGCGGCGAUCAAGACAUAGUCUGAGUGAUUCUGCGAUCAGUUCAGAUUGCACAGAUGGUGAAUUGUCUACCACAGUUUCACCAAGAUCAAGCAGAAUGUAUGAUUCCAACAAACUUCUGUUUGAUAAAGGUGGCACCCCACCACCUGUUGACAAAAGGUCUGCCACCGUUGAGGCAUUUGCAGCUACUUCAAAAUGGUCACCAACUUUGACUGAAUCAGAAUUAAAAAGUCUGAAACGUAAACAUAGUUUAGAUAAAAAAGCAGCAAAAGCUAUCCCUAGUCCUUUGCAACCUAAGGCCCCUUUAACAGACUCUGGGAAUGUAUUUGAUUAUGAAUCCAGCAAUGGGUCUUCAGAUGGUGAGAGAUCAGGGGUCUCAAUGGGGGUUGAAGUUCUGGGAAGGGAAAUGAAGCGAGUUUCACCACCAAAAUCACCUGGCAAGAAACUAGAGAUGCCUAUGGCGGGUGAACUCCUUACAUCCAUACCAGGAUCCCCAACUCAACAAAUGAGACCUGGGACAUUUCCCACUGAUGUUGACAUUGAGGUUCAGCAAGAAAUGUCAAAGAAGAGAUCACUGAAAGGUCUGAAAUCAGUUUCUCCAUUACUGGAACAAGAUGAAGAUCUUUCAAGUUUAGAACAAGAGUCAAGUUUAGAACAAGAGCCAGUUGAAGACACAGCAGCAGUUUUGCAACCUAAUCUCCAGGUGGUGGGUCAAAGGUCUCAGGAGGCUGCUCUUGAUGCCAUCAAUGCACUCAACAGGAGUGUGUCACCUUUUUUACCUCCUUAUCAUGAAGGUGUUGCAGCCAUUCCCACUGAAUCAGACAACUUUUCAGGUAAUGGAGUUGGCAGGAAUUUGCAGGAUGAAAGUUAUAGGUAUAUAAUCCAACCAAGGAAACAGUCACAAGCAAGCAGCUUACCCACUGCUUCUGAAGUUGAGGAUUCUACAGCAGACUCAGCUUCUGGCAUACAUGAAGUCAAUCUCCUAGAUGACAAAGAUCAAGCAGAAAAAGGUUCCCUUUUAUUCAAAGAGCCUGAUGUACAGCUCAUCAGAUCUGUGAAAUUUGUCACGCCCUCUCUGCAAGUAAUAAAACCGGAGACUUCAGAAGAAAUCAAUGACCAACAGCCUGCCACUGAAAACCCAGCAGAGCAGCAGGAUUUUGCUGAAAGUGAGACAGUUUUAACACAAGAGGAAAUCUUAGCAGCAAAGUGUGCAAAAUUUGAACACAGUGACAUUGACUACCUGUUUCAUUUUAGACGCAUCAUGAUGAGGUCACCUUCAGUUUCUGACAUUGAUUCCCAAAUAUCUGUUGAGCCACCAAAGGACAAAACUGAUUAUACUCGAUCACUGUCUGCUGACUCCAUUCUUGAAGCUGAUGACUAUUUCAGCACUAGAUCAGUAAGCACUGAUAGUAUCACUUUUGUGUUUAUGAGCAGGUCUAGGAGUCUGGAUGAUCUUGAUAAUGAUGCAUCACCUAGCAAUUCAACAUCUGGAAAGAAGACAUUUGAACAAAGUGGUAGAAGCCCCUAUGGAAGCCCAAAAGGCAGAAUGUCUCCACGAAUAUCAUCUGCUUCAGGCUCUUUGGAAGAUAAACAUAAAAACGGAUUAGAUGUGCCGUCUACUGAAGAAAAAGAUCAAGAUAUUGGAACAGAUGGUGCAAUAGUAAAAGACACUGAUGUGAAACAUGGCAAGUACAAGCUCAGUAGAAACUCACCACCUCCCCCUGAAAGAACGGUGUCAUCAGAGGAUCUUGCAACAGGAAAGAAACCUGCCAACAGGAGAGCUUCAGUUGCCAUGAUGGAAUCCCCAAGAGGAGGGGAAUUCGCAACCCCACUUUCCAACAGGAUACAGUCAACCAAAGCAGACAGGAUGUUAGAAUACUCUGAUGACUCGAUGGAGGAUAUACCCAAGAAACUUGAAGAACUAGAACAGGAAUAUGCAGAGAAACUUAGCAGGGCUCUUAGAGAUUCAGAAAACCUAGCAAAGAAAUCACUAGAUUUGGGUUUCAGAAAGAAAUCAACCAUGGAAAAUUCACUGAGUCCAUCUACAAUUGCUGCUAUUUCUGAGGAUCAUGAAGAUACUUUACAGUUACUUCAGGAAACAAGUGAUGAAGUUCUUGCUGUAGACUCUCCACCAUCAAGAGAAGGAAAAACAGUUAGUACAGAAAAUGUGGCCUCUCCACCCAGUCCUGAGAACUCUAGCUUUGAUGCCAUCAUGGGUAAACUUGGGGCUUUGCAGCUAGAGAUAGCAGGGACCAGUUUUAAAUCAGAAUCUACACAAAGUCCCACAUCAGUAUCAGACGUUCAGCAAAAUAAAGAAACUGUUUUGAAAGUGAAAGAAAACGAUGAUAUUUUAGUGGGAUGUACCAGUGAGAAGGCAUUUGAGAAUGCUUCAAAUGUAAACUCACAGGCUGUAAAUGAAACAGAUACUUUGCAUCCUACCCUUGACAAGGAAGAGGCAGGAUGUGACACAGUGCCUGACACACCAAUAACCCCACCUUUGGUUGUCACAGAAACAACAGAAGUGAUUCAGAUGCACAAAAAGUGUGAGGAACACCCAGAAAAACUAGUUGAGAGAGAUAUCAAAGUGGAAAGAAAACCAGAAGAUAUACAGAUGCCUCCUGUCUCUGAGGUCCAAGCCGCCCCUCAAGAUCUCUCUAUCGGUACAUCUCAACUGACUGGUGUGGUAGGUGUUCUGAAGGAACCUGACAUGGAAAAGAAAACAGAAAUGUCUGAAUUGCCAUUGCUAAAGGUUACAGAUGGAAAUGGAUUGUCAAAAGAUGCUGAUAAUAAUAAGCCUGUGGACAGGGACAAGAAACAGCAAGUGACAACACCUAAACUACCAUCAUCAUCUGGCUUGCUAAAAAGUAGUACACCUGUCAAGAAAAGAGAAAACCCCAUAAACAUUCUACAGUCUGACGUUAGCUCUGAGGAGCAAGAAGAGGUUACAAGGACACAGCAGUAUAGUGGAUUGGAGAAUGAAAAGACUAGUGUCCAAUUUGAAGAGCAAAAAACCUCGACACCUGAUAUUGAACAAGGCGUAGUUCCUUGUAAGGAGUUAGAUGUUAAAAACUCCAUAAGCAAGAUAUUGGUAGCAGAUCACAAUAGUCCUCAGCAGCAACCCCCAAUGCAAGAGGAAGCUGAAAGUAGAAUCUUGGUUGAAGAGCCUGGGACUGUUAAAAGAAGCCUAGAUGAAAAGAGAGGGAUGAGACAAAGGUCAGAAGAACAGACACAAGGCCAACAGAUGAAUAGCUUUGGCGAAAAUCAACCUCCAGAUUCUCCAGAAUCAGUUCCCACAGGUGUUUCUGCUGUAAUGCCUUCAGUUGGGAAACAUGAAAGCCUCCCAAGUGAUAAGCAGGGUGUCUAUAUCCCUACUUGGUUAAUGCAUGAAAUUGAAGACAGUAUGGCUGCACUGGACAAAGCCAUUAGUGAUGAAGAUGAUGCAGGCAUUCUACCAAGCAUAAAUGAGUCACUGGUUAUUAAAAAUGCAACUGAAAAGAACCCAUCUGAAAGUAACAUGGAUAUUGAGAAGACUGAGGAAAAUGCCCAUGGUGUGUUAGUUACAAAUGAGUUGGCAACAGAAUUGCCCAGCAAUGAAGGAAAACCUUUAGGAAGUGGUCAGAGAGCAGAAUUGGGUAGAGUUUCUGCUGUACAGUACCCUCAGCAAACAAAGCAAAUUCCUCUAUCUGUUCAAGUAGUUAGAGACCCAAGAGAGAAUUCCCUGCCAAGUGAACAGAUUAAAAUAGGGGAUUUGAGUUCAAGGUAUGAAAUUCCACCUGAAGAUGAAGAUGGUGCAGAAAUAGGACUUAAGCCUGUUUCUGAACUAAAUAACCAAGCGGCGAAUGCAACUAAGAAUGAUACAGGUUCUGCAACAGUAUAUCAAAAACAACAGCUGUUGCUCAUGGGUGCAUCUGUGCCAUCUUCUACAAAUGACAUGAGUAAUACUGAAGAAAGGCAACUCACAGCAGGAAAAGAAGGUGAGAUCUCUUCUAUGAAAGACGAGGUUGCUGGAAGAAAACAGGAUAUUCAUGCACCAAAGGGAAAAGACAAUUUGUCAAUGGUAGAAGAAAAAGGAAUAAAAGAAGACAAAAAUGUAUCUGCUUUAGCUGAAGAUCAAAGUCAUAUUGCAAAAGUCAUUCCAAAUGAGGAUAUAGAACAAGUUGAAAAUGUGAGCAUUCUCACAAUGGGAGAAAAUGAAGAGAUGCAUCUUUUGCCUCAGCCAGAAAAGUUGAUACAAGCACCCAGAGAAAUUACAAAGUAUCAUGAGGAACAGCAGCAUAAAGAGGACAUCAAGCCACAACUAGAGCUAAAGUCUAUUAGACCAUCUUCACAUCUACCAUCUGAUGUGCCGACUGAGCAGUCUCAUGGCAGAGAGGAUGUUUUAUCUGCAGCACAAAAUGAUGAGAUUCUCAAGCAUGAUUCAGUACAUGAAAAGCAAGUAUUGACUGCCUAUAAACCAAUAGAAGCCAAUCCUGAUGAACAGAGUAUACCAGUUGCUCAGGUUCAGACCCUCCAAGCAGACAGAAACCAUGAAGGAUUUGGUGACUCAGAGGAAGACAUAGCUAGAUGUGAAGAAGUGACCAACUCUUCAUCAGAUUUAAUCAAAGAGAAUGAAGAUGGCUCGCCAACAAGUAUUGGCAGUAGUACAGACAUUACAGAUCAGAGACCUUCCAGUAGCCUUUCAUUCCCAACUAGAGAGGCAUCUGAUAUCCAACUGGAGGGGCAUCUUACUGAUUUCCAAAGUAUUCUGCCCUCUGAAGAAAUACAAGACUCUUUUGAAAAAGAAAAGAAAUUAUCAGAUUCAGAUGCAGAUCCCAGCCAUGAUGUUCAAACACCAAACAGAAUAAUUGUGGAACAAAAACCAGACCAAUCUUCUGAAAGUAAUUCUAUGUUACUAAGUGUCUUGGGCAGUACAGAACCACCAGCAGAUCAGAGAAUUAAGGGAGAAAUGAAAACACCAUUUAAAACUUCUGAAACAUUAUGGUCAAAGGCAGGGGAAGAAGAGCUGGUUUCUGACCCCUCUGCUUCUGCUGCAGGACUACUUAGAACAGCCAAAGUGGGCAAAGUUGAUGUAGAUCAGAAACAUGCGACAUUGAAGGCUCAGAUAGGAACAAGCAGCCGUAGAGCUGAGUGUGAUCCACUGCUAGAAGAAUGGGAAGAUACAGAGGAUGAAUCAGUUGGUGUUGUUGGAUUAAACGUAGACAAGGCAAACUCUGCAAGCUACCCAAAUGUGCAAGUAUCCCAUCAAACAACUGAAGAAAGCAGAACACUGGCUAAUGAUGGAAGUGAUGCAAAAAGCAGCACUGGAAAACCUGAAGAGACACUAAUAGAAACACCCCUUGCAGUAUCCAGCAAUAAGGAAGAUACACAAGAACCCUUUGUGGCUACUGAAAAUGACAUGGAAAAAGACGAAUCAUUUCAGAUUAGUCCAUAUAACAGUGACCAAACAUCAAUUCCUAGAAAUCAGCAAGUUUUUGAUAAUUUUGGAUUUGAUGAAGCCUCAUCAGAAAGUGAUCCUGAAGCAAAAGGUUCAUACAGCAGUGAACCAGAUUUCCACAUUGAAGGACAAUCUCAGAACAUACCAAAUCCACCAGUGUUUGCAGAAAAUAUGACAUCUUUUGUGAAUUUGGCAUUUGAUGACAAUUUAGAAAAUGAGGAAGUACCCCCAGAAAAAUCAAAUCACCCUUUUUCGUUAGAUCAGCUAACAAGUGCACAACAUCUAUGCAGACGAACUCUCACAGCAGUUCCUGAAGUAUUGGAGUCUGAAGAUGAUUCUGAAGACAGAGAGAGUUCUGAAAGUGAUCAUGGAAUGAAAGAACCUUACAGGAUACAUGGCAUUGGUGAUAAAGGACCAUCUCUCAGAAUGACAUCUCCAAAUUUGGAAGUCUAUGAAAAUCUUGGAUUUGAUGGAAGCUCAGGGAGUGACUCUGACACAAAAGAAUCAUCUGAUAUUACAAUUGUGAAGAAUGAAAGGACUCAGUCCCGAGGCCAACUUGCAUUACAUGACAUUUUAGAAGAUGUGAAUGAAUUAGGUUUUGCUGAGUUACCCAAAAAUGAAUCCCACACAAAUGCAAAUGCAAGCCAAAAUGUAAGGAAUGAGCAAAAAUAUCCAAUGAUUAAAUCAAAUGUAGAACACCAGGGAGAAAGCCUGUCCCAUCCUCAUACAAGAGAACCAUAUUUGUCAAGAAAUUGGGAUGACCAAAACAAUCUUGGUCAAGGAUUGAAUCAGGAAAUGCCCUCAACACUAGAUAUAACAAAAACAUCUGAUUCUACAUCUGAGGAGAAAAGAGAUGUUGAAUCCAGUGUGUCUUCAUCAGAAGAGAAGGAUGAGAUUAAAAGCAAGAUGAAUCCUGGGAAAAAUGGCAUUGACUUACAGGGAGCUCCUAAUGCAGAAGAAGGACCACUUAAACAUUCUGAUGAGAAAUUAGAUCCCCAUCAAGAGCAUGCUCCAGGUACAUCAUUAUAUCAACUUCAAAACAAACACAUUGAGUUAUAUUCUUCUUUGGAAGAGUAUGAAACACCCGAAAGUGACUUGGAAGAAUUUGUAGAUGCAGAAGAAUAUUGCACGCCAAUUCGAAGCCUUGCCAAGGUUGUUACUCCUGAAACCCUCACAACUGCACCAAUUAUUUCUGCUACACAGGCAGAGGUGAUCCAUGCUCCUGCCAAUGUACAAGGAGUGUUAGAGGAGGGGAAAAUGGAGAGAGAGCCAGACGACAUACAGUCAGUUAUAGAGACAGCAUCUGAAAAUUCAUCAGAAAGGACAGAAUCACUGGAGUCAAGCACUGAAUCAACAGAAGCAGGUGCAAUGCCAAUAGUAAAACGAUCAAAGUAUGCAGAGAAACUUGAAGCUCUAAAGAGAAAAUUAACAAGUGAAUCUGAGAGUGCAAAGGAGAUUCCUGAAAGGGAUUUAGACAACAAGUCAUCAGCUUCAGUACUGAUGAAACAUCAUGAUGGUGGCAUGAAGGAGAGGCCUGCUGAUGAAACAACUGCUCAUGAAAUUAUCCCAGAGAAGAGUACAAAGCCACAAGAAACAGAUGUAAUGGAAAAUCUAGGAGACAGGUUUUCUCAGCUUUCAAGUAAAGAAAAAGAUGACUUGCCAGCAUAUUUUGCAAAGCAUCUAGCAUCAGAUUUAGGGUCACCUGAAUCAGAUUUUGCAUUGGCACACUUAGCACAUACAGAAGAGGCGUCAUUUCCAGGCUAUCCCAGCAAUGUGGAAAUGUCAGCUGAGGAAAUGAUAGCAGUUCAAGAGGGUAAAGGAUCAGUGAAGGACAAUGUUCAGACACCCAAGAAUACCAAGUCAGACAGUACAGCAGACUUAGAUCAUUCAAAGAACAAUGGUUUAGAUAGAAAACCUGAAAUUAGAUUGUUUUCAUCUAAUGUCACAUAUGCAGGUAAAGAAAGUAAUUUGAGCAUUGACACAGAGUCUCAACCUACUGCAGAAUCUUCACAUUCAGCUGCUAUGGAUUUUGACACCGUUACUCAAGAAACUAUGAGCAGUCAGGGAAAUGAUGUAUUAAGACCAGAAGUUGAUGUGGAGUUCCAUUCAGCAGAGGAAAGUUAUCUCCAAGACAAGCCAGAUCUGACUUGUGGUCUUUUCAAAACACCACAAGGGGAUAAGAUUGAUUGGACCCAGAUGCAUGCCAAAGGAACAGCUCUGCAUGAAUACCAAGCACAGCCAGGACAAUAUCAGGCCCCAGAGGAAGAUGUGGAAGAGUUUGAUAUUCCUGAGAAGCUUUCAUGGGCCCUGUCCAGGGUUCAACCAGAAAUAGAAAUGAAGAAAGCGGGUACAACAAGAUCAGUUGCAGACUCUCUGAGAAACCAGGAUGGAGAAGUUAAUCUUAGAGAAUCACAUACACAGGGUGAUGUUGAGAUAAUCUUAGAGGAAGGUAGCAGUCCAGAUGAUGACUCACCAACUAGACAUCAAACCAGACAGAUAGAUUUGAAGGCAAACUCUGCAUACGUUGAAAAAGGAGAGGAUAACUUAUCUCAAGGAUUAUUUGAUGGGAGUAGUGCUGAAAGUGAACAAGAUUUGGACAUUCAGAGGGAAGAAGACAUACCAACAUUAAUACCAAUAAAGCAAUUCACUUCAGGGCCAGGGACACUAAAGACAUUUGAAAUACAAGAUAGUGAGAGCACUAACCAAGCAUCAGAUGUUACAGUUGAAGAAGAAAUGGGCCAACAAAUAUCUGUAGAAAAGAGUACUUCUGAAGGAUUAGAAGAUGGCACUGAAGAUUGUACUUUAUUGAAUAAUCAGCAGACCUCCAUCAUUCCUGAGGCUGAUAAGGACACAAAGUCAGAACAUACAAUGCGCUCCACUUCAGAUCAUAUGCCACAGGCUCCACAUGCCAAAUAUAUGCAACAACUGACAAUAGAUGAAGCUAAUGCCACUCUUGUUCAGGACCAUCUAACCUUGAAAGACUUGGUCCAGCAGGCACUUGUGCCUCAAAAUAGCAGAGCUCCAUCUGGUGUGACAGACCUUUCAGAUUCAGAAAUUGAAGUAGAUUCAGCAGAAAGUGCUUCACCAGAUUUGUCAUGGCAGAUAUUCAUGGACAAAACUGCACAAGACAUCUCCAAAGUGCCUCAAUCAAAUGCGCCAUCUCAGAGCUCCAUGGAUACUGCUGCACUAUAUAAACCUGAAGUGCCAGCACAAAAUUUCUUGCCAGAGGACAUUGCAAACAUAGCUGAAAUAGGUGGAACUCCAGUGCCUUUGUCAAAUAUGCUGCCAAAAAAUCCAAUGGAGAUUCCAAGACUAGACAAAUCUCUUGUACCUACAUUAGGUGUUGCACCACAGGCCUACAAGGAUGCUACUUCACUUGACACUUCUGCCUUCCCUCUAGCAAAUAUAUCUAUUAAUGAUGCAUUGGAUACCACAGUUUUGGCCCAGGGAACUAUGGAGGUUUCUCCUUCAAACACAUCUGAAAUAACUGUACCACAGGGCUGCGUUGAUAGUACUACACAAGAAACAUCAGAGGUGUCACAGGGGUCAACUGGUACCAAGAGUGUGCCACCACAGUAUUCUACUGAUAGAUUUGCACUAGACAGGUCUGCAGCACCUCCAUCAAAUGUGUCAGAAGUGGGCCACAUGGCCCCAUAUACCAGGAUUAUCCCACAGGAUUCCACUAAGGGCACUCCACUAGACACAUCUGCAGUGCCUCCAUCAGAUAUGUCAUCUGCCUCCAUCACAUAUACUGAUGUGAACACACAAGAUCUCACAAAGAUGAACCCAGAUGAUUCCACUAAUGGAAUUCCACUAGAUAAGUCAGUGUUUCCUCCAUCAGAUUUGUCAGCAGCAGGUGACAUGGCCAUCAGUAUGGUCCCACAGGAUUCCACAUAUACUGAAAAGAAUCCACAAGAUUCCACCAAGAUACAUUCACAGGAUGCCACUAAUGGAGUUCCACUGAACAAGUCUGCAGUUGAUCCAUCAAAUAUGUCAGCAGCAGAUCACAUGGACAACAGUAUGUCCCUACAGGGGUCCACUUAUACUGAGAUGAAACAACAGGACUCCACCAAAAUGAACCCACAGGAUUUGACUGGAAUUCCAUCAGACAAUUCUGCAGUUCCUGCAUCAAACAUAUCAACAGCAGGUGGCAUGGACUCCAGUACAGUCCCACAUGGAUCUACAUAUACUGAUAUGAACCCACAGGAUUUCACAAAUGGUAUCCCACAAGACAUGUCUGCAGUACCUCUAUCAGAUAUGCCACAAAUGGGUUACAUGGACACCACUAUGUCUACAGCAGAUACCACUUAUACCCAGAUGAACCAACGGGAUUCCACGAGUAGAAUUCCACAAGAUACAUCUGCAGUUUCUUCAUCAGAUUUGUCAGCCCCAGGUGGCAAGUACACAAAUAUGCUCCCACAGGCAUCCACAAAAACUGAGAUGAACCCACAGGAUUCCACUUAUGGGACUCCACUAGAUACAUCUGCAGUUCCCCCAUCAGAUUUGUCGGCAGCAGGUGUCAUGGCCAUCAAUAUGGCCCCUCAGGAUUCCACAUAUAGUGAGAAGAAUUCACAAGAUUCCAAUAAGAUGUACUUACAGGAUGCCAUUAAAGGAAUUUCACAGGACACAUCUGCAGUUCUUCCAUCAAAUAUGCCCAAAGCAGAUCACAUGGACACCAGUAUGUCCUAUCAGGAUUAUACCAAGAUGAAACAACAGGAUUCCGAACAUGGGACUUCACUAGAUCUCUCUGCAGUAUCAAAUGUAUCAACUUCAGGUCAAAUGGACACCAAUGUGUACCCACAGGAUUCCACUUAUACAGAGAUUACAGAGAUAAACCCACAGGAUUCCACUGAAUUGAAACCUCAGGAUUCAACCAGAAGAAUUCCACUACAUACGUCUAAGGUUCCCCCAUCAGAUAUGUCAGCAGCAGUUCACAUGGACACAAGUAUGUCCCCACAGGAUUCUACCUAUACAGAAUUGAACCCACAAGAUUCCACUGAGUUGAAACCACAGGACUCGGCUAGUAGAAUUCCACUAGAUACAUCUACGGUUCCUCCAUCAGAUAUGUCAGCAGCAGUUCACAUGGACACAAGUAUGUCCCCACAAGAUUCCACCUAUACAGAAUUGAACCCACAAGAUUCCACUGAGUUGAAACCACAGGACUCAGCUAGUAGAAUUCCAAUAGAUACAUCUAGAGUUCCUCCAUCAGAUAUGUCAGCAGCAGUUCGCAUGGACACCAGUAUGUCCCCACAGCAAUUCACAAAUACCAAGGUAAACCAACAAGACUCUACUUUGAUGAACUCAAAGGAUUCCAGCCAUAUGAACCCACAGGAUUCUACUAUUGGAACUUCACCAGACACACCUGCAGUGCUUCCAUCAAUUUUGUCCAUAGUGGGUCAUAUGGACUCUGUUAUGUCCCCAGAGGGCUCCAUGAGUACCACUGCCCUGGAUGCAAGUGGAGUUCCCGUAUCUAAUAUGUCAACACUGGGCUCCAUUGAUACCCAGAUAUCUGAACAGGGUACCUUUGAUUUAACUGUGGAUGAUAUGAAAGCAGGGCACCUAUCAAAUGUUCCAGGAGAGGGUUUCAUAGAGAAUUCUGCUUCAAAUAUGCCAACAGUACCCCCAUCCAACAUGUCAACAGUCUCAGGGGAAAAAUUGGACAGACAUGAGUUGCCUCCAUCUCAUUUCAUGAACGGUGCUGCAUUAGAUGCAAGUAAAGCGUCUGCACAAUGCCCAAUGGAUACUGAAAAUUUCCAAACAAGUUCCUUGGGAACAAAUACACUAGAAACAAAUACACUUUCACAACCAACUUUGCCUCAGCAGAACAUCAUAGAGACUACUACCCUGGAAACAUUUACAGUGCCUCCAUCUGAUACAGCAACUCUCAGUGCCACUGAUAGCACUGUGCUUGAUGCAUCAGAAGAUCCACGACCAUAUAUGCCUCUUCACAACUCACAGCCCUCUUCUGAACAAAACACUGCAGUAAUGUCAUCUGGAACAACACCAGGGGAGUCAUUGGACAGAACUCGACCACGUACAUCUGCUGUGCCUUUCUCCAGUUUGUCACCAAAGGACUCUUUGGAGGCUGAUCUUGCUCCACAGGAUUUGACUGAGACAACUACACUAGACACUUCUUCAGUGCCUUACUCCAGUGAGCCAAUUCCGGGCCCCAUGCAGUCUACUGCUACUGAACAUUCUGCUGAACCUGCUGAAUCAAAAAUUAUUUCACAGAACACAUUGGAGCCUGCUGCACAGAACACAUCUCCAGUUACUCCGUCAGAUAUGGUAUCAGAGGCUUCUUUGGACAGAGAGAAACUAGAUACAUCAUCAUUACCGCUGUCUAAUAUGCAGCCAAAGGAGGUUUUGAGAUCAGAGAUCUCACUGCAAAGUGACAUUGGAGCUUCAUCUGUGGUCCCUCCAUCAGAUGUGUCACAAGUGGAAUUUAUUAAUACAACUGUUUUAGUGCCUCCAUCAAGCAUAUCAUCAGUGAAUUUCUCAGAUACCAAGAUCAUUGACCAGGGCUCCAUGGAUUUUACUGUACAAGAAAUGCCUGCAGAAACAUCAAAUUUGACAUCACAGGGAGACCCAAGUAUAGGUGUACUAGACACAUCUGAAGUGCAUAAGUCCCCACACAGUUCCAUGGAUUAUUCUUCCCUUUCCUCCCCUGAAGUUCUAACAAAGCCAGGAAAGGUUUCUAUGGAAACAGAAAUGUCAUCACAAGAUUCCCUGGAUAAUGCAAGAGACACAUUUGCAGAUCUUCCAUCAAACACUUCAGCAGAGGACUCUGUGGAGACUGGAAUCUCACCACAGAGCUCCUUGGAUAAUGCUCCCCUGACCACAACUGUGACAUUUCCACCAGAGAAUUUAGCACAGGGGUCUGUGGAAACUGUACCGUCACCAGAGGAUUCCAUCAAUACAUCUACACAAGAUCCAUCCACAGAUUCUCCAUCAAAUGUGUCACCGCAGGGGUCUAUGGAAACCAAAAAUUCACUAAAGGGUUCAUUGAGUACAGCAGAACAAGGCCCGUCUGAAAUGUCUCCAGUUGAUGUGCCACCUCAAGACUCUACAGAUAAAUUUGCAUUGCCUCCAUCAACAAUGCCACUACAUGAACCCAUGGACACUGCUGUUGUAGAUACAUCUUCAGCGCAUCAUUCAAAUAUGAGACCAAAUGAAACCAUGAUUGCCAAAAUGUUACCGCAGGGCUCCAUGGGUACUGCUGUUCAAGACCUCUCUGCAGGUUCUCCAGCAGAUUUGAGGCCACAGAGCCCCAUUGAUACACCUGUACAAGAUACAUAUACAGUGUCUCAGUCAAAAAAUCUGCCUCAGGGACAUGUGUCACAUCAAGAAAGCACGGAUACUACAGCACCGAAUGCACAGACCAUGCCUCCAUCAAAAACAGCAGAACAAGAUACUAUAAGAAUUGCUGAAAAAGAUACAUCUGCAGUGUCUCCAUGGAAUUUGAAAACCAAGACACCAUUACCUGGUUCAAAACUAGAGACAUCUGCAAUGCCUGCAUCACACAAAACACCACAGAGCUCUGUAGAUGUCAUUGUGUCAAGUUCAGCCCCCAUAGAAAACAUGGCAAACUAUACAACAGAAUUGCCUCCAUCAGACAAAACACCAGAGGGUGUCUUAGAUUCAAGGCCAUCACCACAAAUAUCUGUGGAGACAACUGCACAAGACAGCUUGACAGUGCUUCCAUCAGAAGUAACACAAGAAGCCUCCAGGGAUCCUAUUAUAUCAACACAAGAGUCAGUGGAUGCCACAAUACCUGGUGUACCUGCAGUGCCAACAGAAAAAACUAGUUUGUCAGCAGAGCUCCAAUCUGCAUCAGCAGAGACACCAGAAGGCACUGUUUAUUUGAAUGAAGCAUCUGUAGGUCCACUGUCCAAUGUACCAUCUGAUACAUGUGUAGAAACAGAAGCUUCCAGUGGGCCAUCACUUCGGGCCUUAGUAGAAGGUGCACUUUUUGCAAAGCCACACAAUGCUACACCUGCACUUGAACAGGAAGAUGGAAGGUUUGGUUGUGGGGACCUCAGCCCUGCUUUAAAUAUACAGGGAAUCUCUAACACACUGAGUGAAACAGCACCUUCAGAGAGUUUUGAUUCAGCAGUGGAACAUGUGCCUGAACAGACAGGUGGCCAUCAGCAAGACAUGUCUGUAUGCAUAUCAGUUGAUCAACCAAUACCUACAGGUCUUAUGAAACCAACUGGAAGUAGAGGCAAUACAUUUGCUGAGUCAUCGCAACAAUCCCUUCACACAAACUGUACAGUUUCUCCUGUUGAACCAUAUAUGGAAAUAGAAAAUGACAUACCAAGUGACACAAGGGAAUUAAAAGACAGAGAUUUAUCUGCUGGAAAGGCCUUUACACAAACAGAAUUGACACCCUUAAAAGAGAUUUUACCAGCAGUGGCAGCAACUGCAAUUGGAGCCAAACAGGUGGUUACAUUAGAGGCCAGUGACUUAGAUGCAGACAAUAUGGUGGAUGAGGUUUCACCCAUUGAGAGACAAAUGGAUAAACAAAGCAAUGCUGACAGACAAGCAAACCAAGGCAGUUCUGCUCAGGCACAGAUUUGGCAUGGGGAAGAAGAACAGCUUCUACAAACACCCUUGGAGACUGUUGUGUAUGAGCAAAUGGAAAAAGCUACUAUUGAUGCUGGAUAUGUUAAAAAUGAAGAUUCAGUUAACUUGCACAGAACAGACAAAGGUGUGGCAAAUUUCCAGACAGACAACCAAAACAUAGAUGAAAAUGUAGAAGAGAAAUCAGUAACAACUACAUCACAACUUGAACCAGAAACUCAAUCGGAGUUUGAAAUGGCAUGGAAUCCUCUUGCCAAGUCAUCAGAAAGAAUUGAUUCAUCACCAUCAGCAGUACAAAGUGAGACACAUUAUUCAGUGCCAGGAUUCAGUUCUGAUUUUACAAAACAUUUGUCACAACAUGCAAAGGAUGAGUGCAUGAAAAAUCCUCUUGAGGAUGGGAAAGACGACUGGAACUCCCCAGAUAAAGCAUAUAAUCCUAGACCACAAGAUGAAGAAACACCUUCUAUCAAUAAUGGAGAUUCCAGCACAGAUACAUCAUCAGCUGUACCAACACCAGGAUAUCAACAAUCUGAGAAAACUUUGUACAAUCCCCUUUCAAAUAUAGUCAAAGAACAUCAACCAUGUGCAGAUUUUAAUCCGGAUGAAACAGCAGCAGCAUCACAAAGCUCACUUGUACACACGGUGGCCCUUGAGUCCCCUGUUCAGGACAUGGCUGGUACUGAACCUGUCAGUACAGGUGGUGAGACAGUUCUACCAAGUAAUGAUGAUCAUCUGUCUGAAAGAAACCUUAGAUAUGGAAUUGAGAGUGAAACCAGUUCUGUCUCAGUAGAGAAUGUCCCAGUUGAGUAUCACAUGCACCAGCAACAACUUGGGCAAACUACAAAGUAUACCAAAAGCAAGAGAUUUGACCAUGCAGAAAUGCCAUCAGUGGAAGCAGAAAACAGGCCAUCACUUGGAAAUCUUACUCAAAGUGACCCACACCAGCGCUUCUCAGUUUCUGCUCCUGGAAAACCACUUGAUGGCUACUCGAAUGAAUAUUCAGAGAACAGUUAUGACAAUACCUUCCUUGUGGAAAGAUUAAGUGGUGAAGGAACAAAUUAUCAUCAGGAUCAGAUUGAUUCCAAAGCAUUUAUGAUGAAGAUGAGGAGGAUCUUAUGAUGGCAGCAGCUUCAGCAGCUGUGGAAAUGGCAUUAGAUGAGGAUGCUACUAGUGCCACUGAAGAUAUGUAUAUGGUUGAGGUGACACCAAUAUAUAGUGAUGGGGAAGAUGAUCAGCAACAGCUUAUGACAUCUGAUAAAGAACCAGUUUCUCUGGAAAAUAGGGUGCAUCCAUUCACAGCCACAACAUUAGAAAAGGGCAUUUCACAAAUCACCAAGCCAAAUAUAGGUGUGAGAGGAGUACAUCCUGGAGUCACAGAAACCAACAAAAUAACUGAAGAGGAUAACACAGAUAUCCCUGAAAUGUCUUCAGAAUCACCAUCCAUAGAAACUCCACAAAGACCAACACUUACUCUUUUGCACCCCACGUCAGAUACCUCCAACUUAUCUGACACUU